Messenger RNA from Rhodotorula toruloides NP11, 1497 nucleotides. RefSeq names its product ribonucleoside-diphosphate reductase subunit M2. The transcript is spliced from 7 exons. NCBI's taxonomy places the organism in Eukaryota, Fungi, Basidiomycota, Microbotryomycetes, Sporidiobolales, Sporidiobolaceae. Gene Ontology annotation, molecular function: oxidoreductase activity. The record is from RefSeq and is a predicted model, not a curated record. Bases 1 to 1497 code for a protein of 498 amino acids. Gene Ontology annotation, biological process: deoxyribonucleotide biosynthetic process.
AUGCUCGCCAGUUCUCCACCUACGGUCCCGCCUCUCUACCCGCCGCAGAGCAGCCGCACGUACGCUGCGCAGGCGUCCCCAUCGUCAUCUUUCCGCUCUCUGUCCCUCGGCGAUCCGCAAAAGCGCCACGACAGACACUCGUCCCCGUCCGCCACUUCCUCAAUCAAGGAGGCCGCAAAGGAAAAGGUCAACGGGGCAGGCAGGAUGCAGACGAGCAAAGGCAAGGGCAAACAGGUUGCUCAGGAGCAGCUGCAAAGCAGCACUGGCGACGAUGUUGCCGCCUUGGAGGCAGACGCAGCGGACGACCUUCCCUCCGUCCCUCUCUCGCUCGACUCGCUCGACCUGCCUCAUACCAGCUCUUCCGAGAUGAGCGGCAAGGACAAGAAGGGAGACAGGCGGGAUGACUGGCUGGACGCGGACGGCCGGCCGCGCUUCGUCGGCAACUCGUCGAUUCGCUCGGACGCGGACGAGCCCAUCCUGCGGGAGACAGACCGGCGAUUCGUGUUGUUCCCCAUCAAGUAUCACGAGGUCUGGGGAGCGUACAAGAAGGCGGAGGCAUCUUUCUGGACGGCGGAAGAGAUGGACAUUUCGAAGGACCUGUGGGACUGGGACCGACUGACGGACAACGAGCGGCACUUCAUCUCGCAUGUCCUCGCCUUCUUCGCCGCCUCGGACGGCAUCGUGAACGAGAACUUGGUGGAGAGGUUCUCGGCCGAGGUGCAGAUCGCCGAGGCCCGCUGUUUCUACGGUUUCCAGAUCAUGAUGGAGAAUGUUCAUUCCGAGGUGUACUCGCUACUCAUCGAAACGUACAUUCGGGAGCCGCUCGAGCGCGAGAAGCUCUUCAACGCCAUCGAGACCAUCCCCUGCAUCGCCAAGAAGGCCGAGUGGGCGCUUCGAUGGAUCUCGGACCCUGGCGCCGUCUUUGCGGAACGACUGGUCGCUUUCGCCGCUGUCGAGGGCAUCUUCUUCUCCGGCUCGUUCGCCUCGAUCUUCUGGCUCAAGAAGCGGGGCUUGAUGCCCGGUUUGACGUUCUCGAACGAGCUCAUCUCGCGCGAUGAAGGUCUUCACACCGACUUUGCCUGCCUUCUCUUUUCGCACCUCGAGCGCCGACCAGCACCCCACCGUGUCACCCAGAUUAUCGCCGAAGCCGUCGAGAUCGAGCAAGAAUUCCUGACGGACGCCUUGCCCGUCGGCUUGAUCGGCAUGAACGCCACCCUCAUGCGACAGUACAUCGAGUUCGUCGCGGACCGAUUGCUUGUCGCGCUCGGGAACGACAAGCUGUACAAUGCCGAGAACCCGUUCGACUUUAUGGAGAUGAUCUCGAUGGAGGGCAAGACCAACUUCUUCGAGAAGCGCGUCUCGGACUACCAGAAGUCGGGCAUCAUGACCCGCGUCAACGCCAUGUCCCGCACCGCCAGUGUGGCCGACACUGCCGGCAGCGGCGCCAGCACGCCCUUCGACGAGCACGGCUCGCUCAUCUUCGACGCCGACUUCUAA